CGAAAUCGCACAAGUGUCGAAGCUAUAGAUCACAACAGAAGAGAAAGAUGACGUCACCGAGUCGUACCCCUAAUCGCGGCGGCGACGGCGGCGAAUUGGUCGAGGCUCAGUCUCCUGAGCUCAGAAAAGAUCCGGUGACUAACCGCUGGGUCAUAUUCUCUCCCGCCAGGGCCAAGAGACCAACUGAUUUCAAAUCCAAAUCUCCUCAGAGCCCUAAUCCCAAACCUUCCUCGUGCCCAUUUUGCAUCGGUCGUGAGCACGAGUGUGCUCCGGAGAUAUUUCGUGUGCCAGAUCGUGACCCGAAUUGGAAACUCCGGGUCAUCGAGAAUCUGUACCCGGCUCUAAGUAGGAAUCUCGCGACCCAAUCGACGCAACGCGAGACGGCUUCUGUUCGGACUAUAGCCGGAUUCGGAUUCCACGACGUGGUGAUCGAAUCUCCUGUCCACUCGAUUGAGCUCUCCGAUCUCGAUCCGGUUGGUAUCGGGGAUGUCUUGAUCGCGUAUAAGAAGAGGAUCCAGCAGAUCACGCAACAUGAUUCCAUCAAUUACAUUCAGGUCUUCAAGAACCAUGGUGCGUCAGCUGGAGCAUCAAUGAGUCACUCCCAUAGUCAGAUAAUGGCUCUACCUGUUGUUCCUCCAACAGUUUCGUCACGCCUUGAUGGUACUAAGGAAUAUUUCGACGAGACUGGGAAAUGUUGUCUCUGUGAAGCUAAAUCAAAACACUUUGUGAUCGAUGAGUCGUCUCAUUUUGUUUCCGUUGCUCCUUUCGCUGCUACGUAUCCAUUUGAGGUUUGGAUUGUUCCCAAGGAUCAUUCUUCCCACUUCCAUCAUCUCGACGACAUUAAGGCUGUUGACUUUGGAGGAAUUCUGAAACUCAUGCUCCAGAAGAUAGCAAAGCAACUAAACGAUCCGCCGUAUAAUUAUAUGAUCCACACUUCUCCCCUCAAGGUCGAAGAAGUUCAGUUACCUUAUACGCACUGGUUCUUACAGAUCGUACCUCAGCUUUCUGGGGUUGGUGGGUUUGAGAUUGGCACAGGGUGUUACAUAAACCCAGUCUUCCCUGAGGAUGUAGCAAAGGUUUUGCGGGAAGUUACACUUGCUUAAACCCGGUUUUGAAAUCUGAGGGAAUGGAUUACUGUGGAGUUAUUGGCUCACUGUGAAGGUCUUCAGAUUCAUUGUUUUUGUUUCCUGUGUUGAAGAAGGAGAUGUUUCAGUAUGAUUCAAAUAACACUGAUGUAUAUGUAGUUAUGUUGUAGAAGAACAUCCUAUACUCUCAUGUUGUGGUAGAAGAUAAGAAGAACAUCCUAUACUCUCAUGUUGUGUUCUUCUUUACUUCAAGUUAAUAUCAUUGCAAUAAGAAGUAUCUUUGAUUCUCUCUUA
This is a messenger RNA of Capsella rubella, 1379 nucleotides long. RefSeq names its product ADP-glucose phosphorylase. The transcript is spliced from 3 exons. Lineage: Eukaryota; Viridiplantae; Streptophyta; Magnoliopsida; Brassicales; Brassicaceae. Gene Ontology annotation, biological process: beta-D-galactose catabolic process via UDP-galactose, Leloir pathway. Gene Ontology annotation, molecular function: zinc ion binding; UDP-glucose:hexose-1-phosphate uridylyltransferase activity. The record is from RefSeq and is a predicted model, not a curated record. The coding region runs from base 48 to 1103 and encodes 351 amino acids.